CACCUGCACACACACACCUGCACACACACACCUGCACACACCUACAUACACCUGCACAUUUUUGCACAUUUCUGCACACGCCUGCACACACCUGCUGCCACACAUUUGGCUCCUGGCUUUCCCCCUUGGGCUUCCCCAGCCAUGGAGCAUCCUCCCGGGGACAGCGCAUCGCGGCUGGAUCUGCACGGGGCGCUGCACCUUCUGCUCCGGCGGGUCGUUGCAUUGUCGGCCGAUGUCGUCCCGAUCGACGGGGCAACCGACCCGGCACCGCUGUCGGUGCUGGCGCCGCCGGAGUACGAUGGGCACGAUGCCCCGAAGGCCGACAAGGCGGCCGACUUGGUGUUGGAUUACCUGCUGAUGCAGGAUGCCCCCUGGACGGACCGGCAGACGUUUGCCCGCUCGGUGCUGGCUUUCCUUUCGACGCUCCCCUGGCCGGCUCUGGGUCCGCACGUCCGCGCGGCCCUGCUCACUGUCCUGGGCGCGGCUCUCUUCCCGGGACCGGGGCAGCCGGCCGGGGCCGAGGCAUUUGAAAUGUGCAUGGGGGAAUUCCCGUUGCUGCUGGCGGAGGCCGCUUUCCGGGCCUUCCCCCGGGGGGGUCCCGUUGAGGCGUUGCUCGAUCGCGAGCCGCGCCGGUGCCAGGAUGACGAGUAUUUCGGCCUGCUGCGGGGAAUGCGGCGCCCGGACGCCUCGAUCGAGGGGGAGCACGGCCACGCGGGCGGCUGUCAGCUCACCGCGCAGGAUGAGCUGAAUCAGCAUCGGCUCCGCGAGGCGAAUGCCUAUGCCCAGGCCCAGGGCCUGGUGUUUUGGGACGACGAUGACGAGGAUGCCGAUGGUGCCGGGGCGGUCGACGGUGAUGUGGCCAUGGACCAUGGGCUUGGCGGCCUGACUGCGGGCAGCCUGCACGCGGAUUUGGUGGAUUUCUCUUUGUCCCUGGCCGAUACCGACCGGCCGGCCCUUUCGACCGAGGAGUUGUACCUGCCACGGCGGGUGGAUGCCAUGGAGCGGGCCGCGGCGCUCGGGGUGUUCCUGCGGGCGGUCGAGGCCUGCGCAGGCGAGGAACACGCGGGCAGCUCCCUCCUUCGAUGGCUCUCGGACCAUGUGCUGGAUGCCGGGAAUCUGGAGGAAGCCCUGGCCACCGAGCAUGGCGCGCACGCGUCGGAGGUGGGACGCGCGCUGCUGGCCGGCCUGCUGGCCCUGCCUGCCGAGAGCCCCCUGGGGGAGCGCUUUGUCCGGGGGUCGCCCGGCCGGGGGUGGCCCGGGGCGGAGGAGCUGCUGGGGCGCUGGCUGCAGGCCGGCGGCUCGGUGGCCACGUCGACGCUGGCGGCGCUGGCGGCCGUUGGCCGGGGGCGUCCCCUCUGUCGGAGCCGCUGUCCGGUGUUGGCGGGAGCCUUCCCGCGGGUGGUGCGGCUUGCGUGCCAAGGCACCGACCGGUUUUUGCGCCAGGCGGCGGUGGCCUGUUUGGGGGCAUUGCCCGGGUGCUGUCGGAGCCCCUUGCCGGCGCUCGGGGUCUCGCUGGCCCCGAUGUCCGGGCUGUUGGUGGCGUCGCCCGGCACGCCGGCGGCCCUGGAGGCCGUCAGCCAGCUGGCCGGCAGCCAGUUCGAUUGUGACUGCAAGCAGGACCGGGAGCAGGUCGCUGCUGGGGCUGGCCUGCCGACCGAGGCGGCGCCCAUGUGCGCGCACUGCGCGCUGGCCUGGUGCCGGGUGCUUGUGCAGCUGGUGCGCGCAGCUGGCGGGGCCCGUGUCGGUGCGGAGGCUCCGCUGUUUCCGGGGCCCGACACGGCGGCGGCCGCGGCGGCUGCCGGCCGGUGCCACGGCGGCGCACGGUCGGCCUACCUGGCCGCCUGGCAGGACUUGGCUCCCGGGCAGGCGGACCAGCGGACACAGCAGCACGCGGCCGUGGCCUUGGAGUGUGUGCUCCGUCGGCUGGAGGCCGGCGGCGUGGCAGCACUCCGGGCUGCUUGCCGGCUUGAGGACGCUCGCCCGGCCCUGCUGGCCACGGUGGCCGGCAUGGUUCUGGCCUUGCAAGUGAGCCAGUCGGCCGGGGUGACGGAUGCCCUGGCCCGGGCGAUCACCCGGGCAUGGGCCAUGGUCCGGCUUGCCAAUCGGGAGUGGGCGCUUUCCGGCCCGGACAGCCCUCGAGCGCGGGCCCUGGCGGCGCUCGGCUGCCGGGCGGCUCUGGGGACCGUGGCCGGGCUGUCCGGCUCGCGGGGGUCCGGCGCGGCCGACUCUCGGGCCCUUGUCAGUCUUUGGGAGCUGCUGGCGGCCCUGGGCCCCGGGCUGUGGGAUGCCCUGGCCGGGCAGCUGCUGGCGCCGGGUGACUCGUCGCCCGACAUGGAUGUCCCCCUGGAGAAGCAGCUCGAGCAGGUCCUCCACUCGAUGAGCCCGUGCAUGGGGCUGCCUCCCCUGGCCGAGACCGCGGGUCAGCUUGUUGACAACAUGCGAGCCGCCAAGUUCCACACCGCGUGGGAUGUACGGCAGUCGGCGGAUGGGGCGGCGCUGGCGCUGCUGUCCUGGGCACGGGGCCGCUUGGCACUCCGGCAGCCGGUGUCGGCGGUGCUGGGGCUGGUGGCCGGGGACCCGGCGGCUGGAACAUUCUUCGGCCUGGUGGCCGGCCAGUUGUGUCCCUCCCUGAGUCGGGUGGCCGAGUUGCAGCGGUUAUUUGGCCAGGGUGGCCAGGCCCUGGGCCGGGGAUUGGCACCGGCCGGGCUCGGAGCAGCCGGCGGCAGCGCCUCCCCCAGUGUGACCGCCCCGCCGGAGGGGGGAGGAGAGGCCGCCCCGGCGCCCGGGGCCACCUGGCCGGUAUCGGUGACCGGGGAUUCCGGCUCCUCGCGCGUGCUGGGCUUGCGGCUGGCGGUCGAGGCGGCGCAGCUGGCCCGAGCGGCGGCCGGCGGGUCGGCCGAAGCGCCGGCCCUCCUCCUGGCAGCGGCGGCCCUCGGCCCCUGGCUGGCGGAUGGUCCGGACCGGGUGCCUGGCUCGGCUCCCAGCCCGGCGGACGUGGAGCAUGCCCUCGGGCAUUGUUUGCUUUCGACGGCGUUGCAUGAUGGCGACGCGCCGGUCCGCCGGGCGGCCCUGCGGAAGAUGGCCGCCAGCCCGCCGGGCGGGUGGCCCCCCUUGCUCGGUGGGGCAGCCUGGCGGCCGCUGUUGGCCGACGCGAGCCGACGCGAGAACGAUGCAGAAUGCCGGGCCCUGCUGGCAGCUGUGCUUACGGCGGCGGCGGGGGCGGCGACGGGCCAGGAUGAUGGCCGGGACCCCCCUUGCGGGCGGGCCGACGCGGGGCUCGGGCCGGCGGCCGGGCCGGCGCCUGCCCUGCCCCCCCUGGCCGGCCUCCGCCAGCGGGCUGUCGACCUGGUGGCCGCCUUCGACGAGGACGAGCACUUCUGCGACAUCGUUCUGGACUGCUACUAAACCAACCAGCAUGCCGCUGCUGAUCGAUGCCGAUCAUCUCCCAUCGCUUUGCGAGCGGCCCCUGUCUGAGUCAUUAGCGCGCGA
This is a messenger RNA of Fonticula alba, 3489 nucleotides long. RefSeq lists its product as hypothetical. The transcript has 4 exons. The coding region runs from base 142 to 3405 and encodes 1087 amino acids. The record is from RefSeq and is a predicted model, not a curated record. NCBI's taxonomy places the organism in Eukaryota, Rotosphaerida, Fonticulaceae.